AUGACUCCGGCACUUAAAUUGAGUUUAAAAGAGCUUCACCAGUUCUUAUCCGACAUAGAGACAAAUAUAAAUGACCAAGAGACAGAUUUCAGAAAAUUGAUUCUUUAUUUACUACAGUUUUUGAAUGCAAAAUUGAUUGAGAUUUCCAUCCUGGAUAGAAAGGAUGUAGAGGAUACCAUUUUAAAGAUUAUUGAUACCACUGAGCUAGUUUUGAGUAAGAAACUUUACUUGUUGAACGUGUCAUUGAAGUAUCAAGAAAUCAGCUUGAUCCAUGUUCCAAAUCCGGGCUCAGGGUUGAUUGCAAUACAGGAGGUGCUACUUUACGAAUGGAUGAUAUCGUUUCUUCUAUUCCAUAUUGCAAAUAUUUGGCGCAAGCCAAAGAUACUCAAUCACUUAAAGAGCCUCUUGAUACUGGUGAUCAACUUGGUUUCGACAAAAUUGCAUAGUUUUAAAUUCAUAAAGUUGUUACAGGAAAAUGCUACUCGCAUGUUGGAAGAUGGCAUUACGCUUUGCUUGAAUGAUAUUGCAUUAAGUACCAACCCGACAUAUAUCAAGAGAUUGAUAUCUUCUUGUCACUUAUAUUCCGUUUUGAAUGAUUACGACAUAUCCAAAAAACUUUCAUUGAAUCUAAGUAACAAUCAACUAAAGUAUGAGAGCUUUGGAAGGAAGCUAUGGUUUGUUCUUCAAGAAAUGAGUGUUUUGAGUUCGGAUGAUUCCUUUUAUAUGAUGGACAGUUUAAAAUCGUUGAUAAUUCUUACCCAUUUGGACAAUGCACUUCUUGAUGAGCAACAAAACUGGGGUAAAGUUUCUCAGCUAUUGACAUGGGUGGCGGAAGUGCUCGAGGGGGACUUUGAACAAUUAUAUAAUACAUCCAAUGGGUUUAAGUAUCCUAACUUGGUUCAAUCAAUCUCGCUAACUUUGUUCAAGAUCUACAUUUUUUGCACUGAAAGAGGAAUCGUGUCCAACUUUAACUCUGUUUUAGGAUUGGAGCGUCUAAUUGAAAAGGUAAAGAAACUGCCAAUGUUUCCAAGGUCAGUUAAGUGUACUUUAGUCGUCAUAUUGAAGCACCAUGAAUUUCACAAGUUGAACUUGAGAAUAACUCAUCAAAUUCCUAUCGACUUCGUCAAUUAUCAGUAUAAUAAUCCCGAGUUGAAUGACCUAAAGUCAGCAUUGACCAAUCCACGUUGCAUUGAUGACGCAAGUUUAGACUUCGUAACAAGAGCCGAUCUUGAGUAUCAAGAGGUUGGUGAUCCUGACAAUGGCAUUAAUGAUAUCAACUGGAUUCGUUACAUCAGAGCAUUAGUUAAAAAAGUCCCUCAUGAAUUGGAACGUGAUGACACAAUGUACACACUCAUUACCGCAUUAAGCAACUUCCCUGGUAGAACCUUUGCGAACAAAAGCACGUCAGAUGGAGUCCAUGUCAAAGAUCUGUAUUCGGCAGUUAAAAAAAGCAGACCGACAGUUAAAAGUACUACCGAGUCAUUAAUAUUGGAUGAAAUUAUUCAAGACUUUUUUCUUCCACGGUUGCACCUCUUACAGUCAAAGCCACUAAUAGGCUGCAACUUCUUCCUCAUGAUGUUCAACUAUUAUGCCAAUUACUUGCCUGCAUUUGAUGACAACCAAGAGGGAUUAUUAAGCAAAAUGCUUACGCUUCUAUCAACUCAUCUGAAUAGAAAUCUCCGCAUGUUAAUCAUUCGCGUGCUCCCGUUAUAUCUUAUCCAAGAAGGCGAUGACAUGGCACUCGAUCGAAUAUUCAAAUUUAUAUUUCAACGUAUCACUGCAAUUGAUUUCAAGUCGCCCAACAGACGUCAUUUUGGAGAGUCUACAAUUUAUGCAUUGGUGGAGCUAGCUCGUGUUUGUAAUGGUGAGAGGUUAUGCGCCUUGUACUUUAAGCUUGUGGAUUGGCUAGGCGAGCCCAACGACCAACAUCUGAAUUAUGUGUACUGUGGGUUUUUGGAUAUUGCCAAUAGCAAAAAUUUAUCCACCUACAAAUUACUAUCCCCUUAUUUGCCUAGCAUUGCUGAUAUGAUUAUCAAAAAGGAAAGCUUGUUUGAGAAGUUUCUUCUGGUAUUGGGCAUGAGCCGGAAAUAUUUUCUAAACAGGACCAAGGAAUACACUGUACCGCGCUUGUUGGAAUAUCAUAAGGACCCAACGUUGUUGGUUCAAAUCGCUGAUGCGUCAAACAUGUCAAUAAAGAAGCUACUUGCUCAAAAUCUACCUCGAAUACUUGCUUCAUAUUUAGUCAAAGAUGCAAAGAAUGAACGUUACGUUGUUAAGGUAUUGAGCAGUGUUUGUCCUCAUUAUAGGCUGGUUUCAACUGAUGAAAUUUUCACUCAUAUCGGUGACAUCACAUGGCACAUUUUGAUGGAAAUUCAAAUGGAUGAGCGGGACAAUGUGCGAAACUUGCCCAAUAUUAUAUCGGCUUUGGAAAUUGUCGCAAAGAAUUUGGCUGCACAAAAGAAUCAACGGGUUCAAAAGGGUAAGAUGGCAAGUAUGCUAAUCGAGGAGCAAGUGUUAUUGUUGGUACAAAAGUUUAGUGAUGUGACUCACCUGUUGAGAGGCGCCAAACCGUAUUUGGAGAGAAGAGCUUCGUUUCGGGCAAUCUUGUACUUGAUCAAGAACCACAGCUUAGCUUUGACUUCAGCGUUGGGACAGUUGUCGACUUGUUUGCAGGCUACUUUAGAGGAACCGGACUUCCAUGUCUUCACUUUGAAAUGUUGGAACGAGUUAGUGCAGAAGCUACCUCCAACUCAUUUGAUAUCUUUGUUUGAUAUCUUAAUUUCGCUCAUUUUCCAAAAAUUCCAAACUUUUGGGCCUGAAGCUCAAGGUAUUGCCAUUGAAAUUUUGAAAAAGAUUUACAAGGAGAUUAAGGACAAGUACAAUCGUUACUCCUUAUACUACUUGUCGAUUCCCUUUUUGGAUUACUUGUCAGACUUUAAUUUCGUGAAGGAGUUUAAGAAUAUGAAGUCGCCAUCGAGAUUGACGAUUUUUCAGGAGUUUAAUCGACGUCUUCGAACGAGUAACCGAUACGUCGUCGAGCAAGGAUUAUUUGACCUUUACAACUACUGCAAAAAGUUUCAAUACAAUUGCCAAGCAGACUACUUUAAAGAUCCUAGCUUGCAUGACACAAUCACAGUGUUGGUGCGAACAGUUUUGGAUACCGCGACUCAUUUUAAGAAUAAGAAUCGCAAAAUCACAUCCGAGUGCGCCAAGGUGUUGGCCGUUGUCGGUGCUUUGGAUGCAAACAAGUUUCACUUUAAAACAGUUGAGCGACUGAUUGUAGUUCAACUGAAUUUCGAGAGUGCCAAAGAAAAUGCUGGAUUUUUGGUUGAUUUGAUUGAAAACCAUGUUUUGAACAUAUUUUGGGCCUCAAAUGAUCCCCAGAAACAGUUGUUUGCUGCAUAUGCUAUGCAAAGUUUCUUAGCGAUUUUGGAAAUAAGCAAGGAUUCGAUGACGGAAAACAGCAGCACUUGGAAUCGAUUUAGUGACGUUGCAAAGUCAACCUUGACACCAUUGUUGAGUUCCAAAUAUUCGGCACCAAGACCCAAAUUGGAGUCUAUGGAGUUUCCUUAUUUCAAACUGGGAAUGAAGUAUGAAACCUGGUUGAUUGACAUCACGUUGUAUUUAUUGAAACGAGCUAGCAGGUAUGAUAAGUCAAAAAGUCCCAAUCUGAGGCAGUUAAUUUUCCAAACGUGUGCAAUCUUGGUUCAAAAAGAUCACAACAUAUCUCUUUGUCAACACCUUUUCAAGUAUGUUGUUCUUAGUCAUAUUCUUUGUCUACACCAUGAUGUUGAAAAGGAAUUGCUUCAAGAGUUUCAACACUUGUUUGAAUACGAUACAAAGACUAUGCCUGCAGAUCGUGCCGAAGAGUUGAAGCUUUGUUUCCAGUCGGUGUUUUCAGUAUUUGAUUAUUGCAAUGAAUGGUUAUCAGCAACAAGGCAAUUUGCCAAUUACCUGGUUUCACUGGAUGUGACUGCAUCGGAUAUGUGGCUUGAUAAGAUUGAAUUGGUGAAACGGUUCAUUGAUUCUUUUGGAAUGGACUUGAUCGCAAUCAAGUCGGCCGAAUGCGACUCCUUUGAACGAACGAUUCUUUAUAUUGAAAAGUGUUAUCGUGAUGGUCACAUUGAUGACACUUCUUUCAACCUUGGAGAAUUAGAUGCUUCAAAGACAUUGCAGAAUAUGUAUGCCAACAUCAAUGAUUAUGACGCAUUGAAUGGAGUGUUGAAGUUAUUUUCAACAAAUAAUGUAAAGCAGAAACUAACAACAUUUCAGUAUAAUGACAACUGGAGUUUGGCAUUGGAAUCAUUCAAGGUUUUGGGAACUGGCGAUGAGUCUACAGUAGAGUAUAACACUAAGUUGUUGAAAGCUUUGAAUGAACAUGGAUCGUAUGAUGAAGUGCUCUCCACGCUUUCGUCAGCAACAGACCAUAGCGCUAUACAACAAAUUCCAUUGGAUUGGUCUUUGGUGGGAUUGAAAUCAGCAGUGUAUUCUGGUAAAGUAAGCCAAUUGCACAAGUGGUUACAAGUUACCGACUCGUUGGGCAAACCUCUGGAUACAGAGACAGUAGUCAAUUAUGAAUUGGCAAGAUAUUUGCAAAAGUUGUACAAUAAUGAAAAGCCCAACUUUGACGACUCAAUGAAUAAGUUAUACAAUGUAAUUGGUCUGUCACUUGUUUCCUCGGUAUCGUCUAGCUUCAGUAGAAAUGUUAGCUUGAUGAACCAAUUGCAUUCCUUGCACGAUAUGGGAGAGAUAUUAUCAUCGAGUGACCAAAGUGAUAUACUAAAGCUUCGAUUGAGUAAUGUUGAUCAAGACUUUGAGACUCAAAACAAGAUCUUAACAAUUCAUGGCGUUGCUAACCACAUUAUCCGCGAUGAAAAGCAAGUUUCUGAUAUAUUAUUGCUUCAAUCGAGCCUUGCUCGUGAAAAUGGCAGACUCGAUAUAUCAACAAGAUCUAUAGUACAGGCCAUGGCAUUGGAUAAUUCUGCGGCAAAUAUUGAAUUUGCGAAAUUAUUAUGGACCGAGGGCAAGCAAUCAGAGGCAAUAAAGACCAUUUCUGAAGUUUUAGUAGGAAAUAAACUGGUUGAUAAUAAAACCAAAGCCAAAGUACAACUUCAAUACGCCAAUUGGUUGGAUGAGUCGAAUCAUUUAUCGGCACACCAAAUUGUUGAUGAGUACAAAAAGGCGUUUGAGUUGGAUAAAGAAUAUGAGAAAUCCAGUUAUGACAUUGGAAAGUAUUUUAAUAAAUUGAUUGAGUCUUCAAAGGAUUCGUCAGGAUUUUAUGAGCAUUUGACGGUGAGAAAUUUCUUAACGGCUGUUUCUAUUGGAUCGCUGUUUAUAUUUGAGGCACUUCCCAAAUUAAUCACAAUUUGGUUGGAUUUAGCUAAGAGACCCAACAAGACAAAGGCGGCCGAACGGAAAUUGCAGCAAAUUAUUCAUGACUUGAGCUCCAGUUUAAAGAGUGUUCCGACUUAUGCUUGGUAUACUGUAAUUACUCAAAUACUAUCGCGUAUUGUUCAGGAACAUGAGCCUUCAUUCAAAAUAAUGACUAACGUGGUAUCAAACAUUAUCAUCGAGUACCCGCGCCACAGUUUGUGGUAUGUUCUUUCGCAUGUCCACUCAACCGAUGCCAGGAGGAAACUCAAGGUGAAUACAAUUUUGGAGUCGUUGAAAAGGACCAACAAGUCACAUGGUGUGUUGAUAUUGGCAGCGCUGGAACUCUUUGAAAAGCUCAUUGGAAUUGCAUCCAAGCCGAUUAGUAAAUCAUCAAGAACAAAGCAAUUGUCGUUGUCCAAAUAUUUUGGUGUUGAAGAUGCUAGUAAGCCUUACGACCAAUUGGUCAUCCCCGUACAAUCCAAUCUACAAAUAAGACUUCCUUAUAAGGAAGUUGCCAAUUACACCGCAUUCCCCAAAAGUGCAUCGGUUACAUUUGAUGGAUUUGAUGAUGUUGUCAAUAUAUUCUUCUCGUUACAGAUGCCACGACAAGUUACUAUUCGAGGUUCAGAUGGAAUGCCGUAUCGACUAAUGGUCAAGGGCGAUGACACGAGAAAAGACGCCAAGGUUGUUGAGUUCACUACAAUGGUUAAUCGUAUACUUUCUUCCAGCACAGAGGCAAGAAAGAGGGGCUUGAAUGUGGCCAAUUAUUCAGUGAUUCCGUUAUCUGAGAAAAUUGGAGUGAUUGAAUUUGUUAUGGACGUGCAAACAAUGAAGGGUAUUGUCAACGAACAGAGGAAGCGAUUGGGUAAAGUUGUUAACGAACGUAAAAUAUUUGUGGCAUUGAACACAGCACAAAAGUUUAUUCAGGAAGGUAAACAGGAUGAGAGUAAAUUGAGGCAUUUAGUUCAAUUAUUUAAAUCCAUCGUCCACAACAAUGAGCCAGUGCUUCAUCAAUGGUUUAUUGAGCAAUUUUCCGACCCUAGUGCAUGGUAUAUUGCCAGAAACAAAUUCACUAGGUCGGCAGCGGUGAUGUCAAUUGUGGGAUACUUGGUGGGACUUGGUGACCGACAUUGUGAAAAUAUCCUAUUUUUCAAAAACACAGGUGCUAUUCUUCACAUUGACUUUGAUUGCUUAUUUGAAAAGGGGAGAACUUUGCCUACGCCGGAAAUUGUACCAUUUAGAUUAACGCAAAAUAUGGUUGAUGCGAUGGGUAUAUGUGGUGUUGAUGGAAGUUUCCGCAUCUCUUGCGAAGAAACAGGUAAAUUGUUGCGGAAUAAUGAGCAAUCGUUGAUGAAUAUUUUAGAGACAUUGCUUUAUGAUCCAUUGUUGGAUUGGAAGAACCAAGACCCGCAAAGAGACUUGAUGAAAGUUCGAAAGAAGAUUAGAGGGUUGAUGAAUGAGGAUGAAGGGUUGGCCAUGAAUAUUCAUGGACAAGUUGAUGUUUUGAUACAAGAGGCUACGUCAAUGGAACGAUUGGCACAAAUGUAUGGGGGUUGGUCUGCGUACAUCUAG
Messenger RNA from Lodderomyces margitis, 6945 nucleotides. It is a transcript of the gene MEC1, whose product is annotated as protein kinase. Gene Ontology annotation, cellular component: nucleus. Gene Ontology annotation, molecular function: protein serine/threonine kinase activity; protein binding. Lineage: Eukaryota; Fungi; Ascomycota; Pichiomycetes; Serinales; Debaryomycetaceae. The transcript has a single exon. The coding region runs from base 1 to 6945 and encodes 2314 amino acids. Gene Ontology annotation, biological process: telomere maintenance; DNA damage checkpoint signaling; protein phosphorylation. The record is from RefSeq and is a predicted model, not a curated record.